AUGGCUUUGUUAGUUGAUAAGCUGCGUCCAAAAACGCUUGACACGCUCACCUAUCAUCCUGAGCUUUCGGAUCGCCUAAAAUCAUUGGCUCAAAGCGGCGACUUCCCCCAUCUACUCGUUUACGGACCCUCAGGAGCUGGAAAGAAGACACGAAUAAUCGCUACAUUGAAAGAGCUUUACGGGCCGGGAGUUGAGAAGAUCAAAAUCGAUGCCCGAGUCUUUCAAACGACCAGCAACCGCAAGCUCGAAUUCAACAUCGUUUCCUCCGUCUACCACCUCGAGAUCACACCCGCCGAUGUAGGAAACUAUGAUCGAGUUGUUGUUCAAGAGCUUCUGAAGGAAGUUGCCCAGACACAACAGGUAGAUCAAUCAGCGAAGCAGCGCUUCAAAGUGGUGGUGAUUAACGAGGCCGACCACCUGACUCGUGAUGCCCAAGCUGCUCUUCGUCGUACUAUGGAGAAAUACAGCCCUAACUUGCGAUUAAUUCUCCUGGCCAACAGUACUUCCAACAUUAUUGCCCCAAUUCGUUCACGUACCCUGCUGGUCAGGGUUGCUGCGCCCACUGAAGCGGAGAUUUGCUCUGUGCUCCAAGUUGCUGCAAAGAGAGAGGGUUGGACUGAGUGCGAUGGCCUGAACCAGCGGAUAGCAAGAGACAGUCAACGCAAUUUGCGCCGUGCGUUGUUGAUGUUCGAGUCUAUCUAUGCACAGAAUGAGAAAGUAAACGACAAAUCUCCGAUUCCGCCUCCAGAUUGGGAGGCACUGAUCUCUGUUACUGCAGAUGAGAUUCUUGCGGAACGAUCACCGGCUCGCUUGCUGCAAGUCCGUGCUCGCCUCUAUGAUCUUUUGACUCAUUGCAUCCCUCCGUCGACUGUCCUCAAAACUUUGACCUUCAUGCUCGUUGCCAAAGUUGACGAUGCGCUUAAACCAGAAGUUAUCAAAUGGUCUGCAUUUUAUGAACAUCGAAUCAAGCUCGGCAGCAAAGUUAUUUUCCACCUCGAGGCUUUCGUGGCUAAAUUCAUGCGCAUCUAUGAAAGGUUGGCACUGCAUGUCCUUCUCGUUUAUUUGAUGGGCAUGAUGGAGUUUUGA
Messenger RNA from Penicillium angulare, 1086 nucleotides. RefSeq names its product replication factor C subunit 5. The transcript has 6 exons. Gene Ontology annotation, cellular component: Ctf18 RFC-like complex; nucleus; Rad17 RFC-like complex. Gene Ontology annotation, molecular function: DNA binding; DNA clamp loader activity; ATP hydrolysis activity. Gene Ontology annotation, biological process: DNA repair; DNA-templated DNA replication. Bases 1 to 1086 code for a protein of 361 amino acids. NCBI's taxonomy places the organism in Eukaryota, Fungi, Ascomycota, Eurotiomycetes, Eurotiales, Aspergillaceae. The record is from RefSeq and is a predicted model, not a curated record.